Molecule: messenger RNA, 4957 nt
Organism: Cadophora gregata
Lineage: Eukaryota; Fungi; Ascomycota; Leotiomycetes; Helotiales; Ploettnerulaceae
Exons: 3
Coding region: 856-3909 (1017 amino acids)
Biological process (GO): negative regulation of transcription by RNA polymerase II; positive regulation of transcription by RNA polymerase II
Molecular function (GO): DNA-binding transcription factor activity, RNA polymerase II-specific; RNA polymerase II cis-regulatory region sequence-specific DNA binding; zinc ion binding
Source: RefSeq, a predicted model, not a curated record
UAGUUACAAAGGGAGGGAAACGGUCCGUAGGCACAGCUGCAGUACAAGCGUGGGCUCCCUGUAGGGGUGUACAGUGAUGCUAUUCGUUCUUACGAAGUAGUGGACUCUUCUCAUCCCAGUCGUAUUCGACCUCCACUACUCCUCCACCACGCUGCACUACUGCCGACGACGGACGCCCACCACGGGCCAGUACACUACACUACACUACACUACACUACACUACACUACACAGUUCUCACCAGAAGUACCCGGUACCGCCUCUCUCGGCGGCGGAAAUCGCAUGUCAAGAACUGGAAGUGAAGCACUACGUCCUCCAUACACCGACAGCGAGGGUCGAGACUUCUUCACUUGAGCGCCGACUACUCCUUCCUCCUCCUCCUACACCUCGCAUCCCACCUCGCCCGACUCCAAACUCAGGCAAAAUCUGCGCAUCAUCGUCCUUUGCAUACUUUUGCGGCUUCAGUUGACAGCGACGAGCAAUCCUCAUCAUACUGCAACACAGGAAUCCCCGCCGGGUAUCGUCGCCUACACCCUGCAUUUGAUUCGCGCACUCGACCAACGACCAAGCUGCCCUCUUGUCACCCCGCCUGCAAGCACGGCAAAGCUGUAAAUUGUCGCGGGAUCGGAUCCCCAAGUCAUCUCUGGCUCUGGGACGAGCAGCGAGAGCGAGACAAAGACGAGAAAGAGGGAAGACACAACCAGCACAACGUCACGAUCAUUAAGUAAAAUCGAGCGCCACUCUUCUUGCGCCUGAUCCCUAGACAAAACUCACAACAUCACUCUACACUGGCGUUAUCCGGUUGCCCAUCUAGGAUUGCAUAGAGGAGGGUCUGUUCCAUUGGAGCAUUUCCCAUAAUGUCUGGCGCGGCACAAUAUGAAGAGCGUGGGGGACUAUUACAGCGUGCCCACCCACCACCUUCUUCCGACACAUUCAUGGCCACUGCCAGUAGCAAUCUCAAUGGAGAGGCUCAAUCUAAUCCUACAUCAUCCUCAGAAACUUCAAUAACAGAGCACGACUUCCGCUUUCCUCGCAGACCCGCAGGCUCAUUUUCCGACGAGGCCUUUACCUCGACUUCCCCCUCCACCGCAAAUACCUCUGUCACUCCGCAGUCAGGAGCGACAUCCUACAACAACACCACAGACUCGAGUUCGAGUGAGGCAGACAAGCUGGAUCUCUCAGCGGGAGGCAGUGCGCGCAAGGAAUUGCUGCGAGAGAGUUUCUUUCCUACAUGGAAAGACGAUGCAGUCGAUGGCUCGCUCGACAGCCCCGACGAGAUGCAAAGGAAGGAUCCAUUGGCAACACAAAUAUGGCGCUUGUACAGCAAGACGAAGAAGCAAUUACCCAACUCGGAGCGCAUGGAGAAUUUGACAUGGCGCAUGAUGGCUAUGAAUUUGCGUAAACAGCGAGCAGAAGAGGCUGCGAGGUUGUCUAAACAACAGGCUCAAUCUGCGCCCAGUGGAAUUGCUCAGUUAAGGAAAUCUUCGGAUCAGACAAUCACUCCAACCAUGGAUCACCAGCAGGACCCCAUGAACCUCGAUGAUUACAUAUUUACGGACAACAUCUCCACGCCUGCUGGACUCGGAAUGUCGCCCUCGCCAGAGAUGACAAAGAAGGAAGUCGGGAAAUCCCAUAUUGAGAAGUCUAACACUGUUGCUUCGGCUAUCCCAAUCAAGAUGCGAAAAGAGUCGGCCCAAUUCGCAGUGCCUCAAUCGGUUCCCGUCCCACAUCACAACCCUCGUCACAACGAAGAGUUCAACUAUGUUCAGAGACACGUCCGAAAGACAAGCAUUGAUGAGAGACGCCCUCGGAAACGACCCGCGGAUUUCUCCCCUCAUGUCCCAGCCGUCAAUAGCAUCAUGAUACCCAAUGAACCGAACCACGAGGAUGACCUGAAUGAAUAUUCUCUCGAUCAGCCACAUCCGCCAGAUAUGCAGAGCUCAAACCACGGUGGCUUGCCCUUUCAUCUUGAUACAUUUAAUAUGGAACAUGAUCCAAUAAUAACAUCCGCCGGACCCUACCAAAGCAACUUCCCAUUCUCACCUUCACAAUCCCCCCUCGUCCAACACGGUCCAUUUUCCGCCAUGUACAAUAACGGCCCCAUGCCCUCUUCGUCCCUCAACUCGAAUGAUUAUUAUUCUCCUCCGGCAAGUGCCUAUCCAUCCGCUGUUUCUACCCCGCAGCCUAUCCCAGAGAAUGAUCAAAUGUACUUUCCCCAGCACGGAAUGGAUAUGCGCCAUCAAAGACCUCAUACUUUUAGUCAUGGGCCUUCAAGUCUGUCCAACUCCAUGGCUCCGCAGUACAUGUAUAACGCCAAUGGUGGCUCGAUGUUUACGCAAGUUACGUCGGCAGGUCCGUCGAACUCAUUUACUUCGCCGGCAUCUUUUGGAAUGGCGCAACAUAUAGACCCAUCGCAGGUCUUCCAACCAGAUAAUCCGGCGCGUUCACCUGGUGUUCACAUGGGGCAUGAAAACAUGUUCAGUUUUGGUGGUGAUUCCGACAACGAGGAUGAUGAAGGAGCAGCAUUUGCUGAUAGGACCCUCAUGAUGCAACACGAAUUCGGUCAGUCACCGAUGGACGAUCCGAAUAUGGAGAUGGGACCUGGAGGAUUGCAGUGGGAUGCGUCUUUACCAGGGCAAUUCAAUACACAAGCAGCAAGAUAUCCAGGUGGUCCACCGAGGAAACAAGUUACAAUUGGAGGAACUGCCGAUAUUUCCUCGCCCCUUGAAUGGGAUGGAUCAGGAGGGUCGCUUGGGAGAACACAUGCAUCUGCGCAAUCAGUCUCUGACAAUCGGUCAAGGAAUGACAGACGGCAGAAGAUUCCAAGGACUGCUUCGACUCCAAACACGACUAUGUUGGGACAACGCAAUGGAAUGUUUGAACAGCAUAUGGCACAGUCAAAUCCCAACUCGCCGCCCGAGGGGAACAUGUCUGGCUUCUCUUCAGUAGGACCCAGUAGACCAUCAUCGCCAGGUGGUUCGAAGCAUGGCUCGUCAACGAAUCUUGCUGGGGCUGCAGGUCAGGGCGAGAAUGGUGUUCCAACGACCUGUACAAAUUGCUUUACGCAAACCACUCCGCUUUGGAGGAGGAAUCCCGAAGGUCACCCUCUUUGCAAUGCUUGUGGACUGUUCUUGAAGUUGCAUGGCGUUGUUCGACCACUUUCGCUGAAAACAGAUGUCAUCAAGAAGCGCAACCGGGGAUCAGGAGCGUCUCUUCCGGUUGGCGGAUCCGGUGGUGCAGCAACGCGUGCCUCGAAGAAGAUGGGCGUUCAAUCUACAAGUGGUCCUAAUACCCGGAAGAAUUCCAUCGUUGCAACCACCAAUACCGCCCCUGCAACCCAAGCGACUACGCCAACCAGCGCCAGAGCCAGAAGUGUCAAUGAAAGUCAGAGUCCGCCAUCGAUUUCCGGAUCAGGAGGAGGGGGAAGUACAGCCAGCACACCGACGUCUUAUCACGGAUCUGCGGGGUCAUCCGUUGGUGCAACCGGGGUAAGCGGUGGAAAAGGAGUUGUUCCAAUCGCAGCAGCUCCUCCAAAACCCACCCCGGGUCCCGGAGCAGCAGCGUCUAGCAUGCCACGAUCAAAUGUAGCGGUCGCCCCCAAACGCCAGCGACGACACAGCAAAUCGGUCAGUGCUAUCGAGAGUAUGGAUAUCGAUUCGCCAGAGAACUCGACAGGUUCGAACGAAGCUGCAAAGUCGCUUGGUAUGGGCAUGAUGAAUUCAGGCAGCAUGACAAACAUGGGCCUUGCAAAUGGCUUUGGCAUGACGACGAGACCGAUGGGACCUGGUAUGGGUAUGCCUGGAAUGGGUGGUAUGGGUGGACCACCACCUGGAAUGGUCAUGGGACAGAAUGGAGUCGGAGGCGCCGGUGCAGGGCCUCAGGAAUGGGAAUGGUUGACUAUGAGUCUAUGAUCCUUAUCCACGACGACGAAUCUCAUUCCGACAAUUACGAUAAUCCACUUUUGCUUUCACCUGCACAUUAUUUAUAUACGGGGGUCUGGCGGCUUAAUUGUGUUUCGUCAUAAACGGGAUUACAACGGUGCUUUUUGGCUUUGUUUGGGCCUAAUUUUUACGACUCGGCUGACUCUUGUUUUCCAUCUCACUACUUCGGCUCCGCUAUAUACAUAAAGGGGAAGCGGGACAGGAGGCGAGGACAUCUGGUUCUGCGAACGUACGACUGCACGCACGCUUCUCUUCUUUGGGACAUCUCGGUAUCUGGAUUUAUUGGUGGGAUUGGAUGUUUGUGCUAUUUUUUGAUACCAUCGUUUGCUUUUUAUCGUUCGGACGUCUGGGGUCUUGGAACCUAUCUUCGUUCUGUCUGUCUGUGUGGUGUGGUGCGGUGCCAAUGCACCAUUAUGAUCACAGCUUGCAAUUUUUAUGGCUUGAUAGAAGGUUGGUGCUGGCUUGCUCUUUGCGCUGCGAGGGACGACAAGUUGCGGGUUGGUGCUGGUCUGGUUUGAUUUGAUUGAUGAUUUGUUCUGGUUUGAUCUGAUGGUUGGAUGUGUUUAUGUGUGAUGACCCUACUGGCUUUUAAAGGCUAGGUCAUAGGAUAAGCUUUUUCCUAAGUUCCUUGGUUUGAGUAUUGGGGAUGAGAUGAUCGAGGCGAGGCGAGGAGACAGGAUUAUGAGAUCUGAGUCUGAUUUUUGAGCAUAUAGUGGGGAGUUCUUACAGUAAUUUACAAAUGGUGUUGAGGUGGAGCGGGGUGCAGUGGUGUGGUGUGGAGUUGUUGUUCCGGCUACGGUUACUUGGUUGCUUGCUUGGUUGCUUACUUGCUUGCCUAUGAUACCUGAUAGAUUUGAGCAGAGCGUGUCAGUCAGACAGAGAGAUGGAUGAUAUACAGAUUUAGUAAUGGAUGUUGUACCAAUCUCAAUUUAUGACUUACUCCUUUCCCGUGCUUGAAUAUGCAUCGUGAGGUGUGCUUAUAGGUGCUGGAUGGAUAGAUGGAUUAGAUUUAUGGACG